Molecule: messenger RNA, 4534 nt
Organism: Xiphias gladius (swordfish)
Lineage: Eukaryota; Metazoa; Chordata; Actinopteri; Istiophoriformes; Xiphiidae
Exons: 7
Coding region: 460-2001 (513 amino acids)
Cellular component (GO): nucleus
Source: RefSeq, a predicted model, not a curated record
UCAGCAUCAUGAGGAGGUCUAAUGAGUCAGUUUUUGCUAUUGAAUCACUAAAAACGUGAGUUAAUUGUGCAGAGUUCGUGAGUUUUGUGUUUGGCUUAUUUGAAAAUGGGACUGAUUGGUGCUCACUGUAUCUGGGGCAGCUGGGGGCGCGCAGCAGCCUGAAAAUGUUGCGCGUUCAAGGUAGGAAAAAAAAAAUUCUCUCGCUCUGCGGAGUCUGCGCAGUUCCGUUGUUCUCGUCACUCCGAACUUUCGGGAGAACCACGGAGGAAAGAGGGGAGAGAACAACGCCAUUUUCCUGACCCUUUGCUGUCAGACAGUUGUCUUUAGUCCAAACUGGCAGGUGGAUCAGCACCUGACAGGUCCCCCAGGAGGGCGGAGAAAUUGGACUCGGUACCAAACUGAGUCGUAGUGGACCAUCAGAAGAAGAGGAAGUGGAGUGGACAAGGCGGAGCUGGAGCGAUGUCGGCCUCAUGGCGUGAUGACGAUGAAGAGUUUAGGAUGGGAGGAGUAAGAGGAGGGUUGAGAGCCAAACCAAGGUUCUCCUUCACUGAGGUCAAACUGCUGCUGGAGGCGGUGAAGAGGAACAGAUAUAUCAUCCUCAGGAAGUUUAACCAAGGUGUGUCAGCUGAAACCAAGAAACAGACCUGGGCUGAAAUCACAAAUCAGAUCAACGGUCUGGGAGAGAAUCACAGAGAGGUACGUCAGAUUAUGAAGAAAUGGGCAGACCUCAAAUGUGAUGGAAAGAGACGUAUCGCAGCCCUGCGGGGCCCCAAUGGCAGCAACCUGAGGAAGAAGAACCUUGGCCCCGUGGAGAGGAUGGUCCAUAAGAUACUAAUGAUGAGUCCGAGAGGAGAUGGCGACAGUGAUCUGGACCUUGGCGAAGAUGAUGAUUUCUCAAAGCUUUACACCAAAGGCCUACCCUCUAACCCGCCCCCCUACUCCUACCUCAGCUUGACAGACAGCUCCCACGCGUUACCUGGAGGAGCCUCCUUAGACCUUUCUCCUCUCUCCUCACCAGAGAAAGAACUUGGUGGAGAUCCUUUCCAUUCCUCCUCUGACUUUGACUUAGACCUGGGUGACGACGGAGAACGUACCAUGGACUUCGACGAAAAUGACGACUCCAUGUUCUCCUCCCAUCCUUCCUCUCUUGCCCCGCCCUCCUCCACCUCCCUGGACCCCCUGCCUGAUGACGCCCUGCUGAGGGUCAAGCCAGUCUACACCUACUCCCGAAACAACAGCCAGAACCCCAACCAAAUCCAGAACCACAACUACUCCAGACCUACACCUGGACCCUCUUCCUCUGUGGCCUCAACCUCCUCUGUUUUCCAUUCAGUAUCCGAUUCGGACGCCGCCUCGUCCUCCGCUGCGCUUCCUUUGCCGCAGUCCCCCACAAACUCCAAUAUGGCUGCCUCCUCCCUCCCUGUUCCCCCCUCAUUUGCUCCCCCUCCUGCCUCCGCCUCUACAUCUGUUGCAGCCAGUGACUCUACCUCUCACCUUGCAGCCUCCUCAUCCUCCGUCCCACCACCUCUGGCUCCUCCUCCCGCCUCCUCCACCGCUGUAUCGUCCUCCUCUUCUGGUGCUCCUGCGACCGCUGCUCCCUCAUCUUCUGUCCUUUCGGCCAGCUCUCAUCAGCCACCUCCCUCCUCAGGCCUCCCAUCCAAUCAUCCCCCCACCUCAUGCUCAAACCUUUCUGACCCUCUCCCAGCUGGAGCGUCCUCCCGCAGGUCCCAGGACCACGUGGCCCAGAUGGCCUCUCAGAGCCUCCAGCAGCAGCGGGCCAGUAGGAUGCUCCUGACCUCAGUGUCUCAGUCUCUCGAGAUGUUGGCUCAGUCUGUCCAGCUGCUAGUGGAGAGCCAGCAGGAGUUUGUGCAGGAGUCUCUGCUGCUGCAAAGAGAGACGGUGGACAUCCUGAGGGACUUCUCCAACACGGCGCUGACUAUGCUGAGGGACAAAGCCAACAGUGGACAUUUGGCGGCACAUCACCCCCCGUCACACUUCUGAAAAAUGGAGAUGAACAAACUGUAGGUUUUCAAAUGAGACAAAAUGGGAAGGAACAACAAGCCAAGUGCAGGAAAAUGUUGGCCGGCAGUCAGCCACCAUGUGGACUCCUGGGGAUUUAAACAUCUAUCUUGUUAGUUAAAAUCAAAAGAGAGACGGUGAGAUUUGACUUUACCAGCCUGAAAAUGGGGCCAAACAAUUACCCAUUAGUGGCACAAACACAUUCAGUUUUAGCCCAUGAUCUCAUAAGAUGUUUAUUAAUGUGCCUGAAUCCUGUUUUUUCUUCUGUGUUUACUGUUGGUUUGUGGCAGGCUGAUGUGUUUCCCCCACUAUUUGGCAUUUUAAAGGUGUUGUUUUGAGCUGCUGAAAUCCCCCGCUUACAAACAGAACGGCUGACCGGAUCGUGGCGAUGCGCGGAGAUACAAACGCACAUGAAGAUACACUAGACGACGCAAGGACAGAGUCUUGCGUUUCAGUUGACAUUUUAACGUCUUGAGUGCACUGGGUCACUGGGCUCACUGAGUGAGAGGAAAUUAACAAAGAAACUGUAAAGUGUCAGUAGAACGUAAAAUGGUACUAACCCUGCAUUUGAGCUCCACGUCCCACUCUGCAUCAGAGUGGGAGCGCCCCUCCGGCAGCCAUUUUACUGCUUUCAGUGUUGUUAAACCUAGGUCUACAUCGGCUCAGCUAGAACUGGCUCCGCGGUCACACUGUCCUCUCCAACUGCUGGAAAUCUCCGCCGGAGUAAAACCUUGUCCGGUGUUGGCCGAGGGCAACAUGGCAGGAGCUGGGAGAGAGCAAAAAGAAAAUUAGAGAGAUAUAUCUCUCUCAACAUGUUUUGUCGAGGUUACUGCUGAAUUUACUGCUGCUGAUGAAAAAGAUUCUUCCAAAGGGUUCAUUGGAGUCAUUUUUCAAAAUUAAGGUCAAAACGUUCUCAUUUAUACGUGGGAUCUAGUAAUCUGCUUCCAAAAUGCCUCCAUGUUUGGUCUGACGGCCUCAGUAACAUGUAUUAUAUUAUAUGGGGGGGUUGUAUUUAUUUAGAUUUCUGGCCCACAAUCUCUCUUUAAUUGAAUUGAGUGGAGAGAAUAGAUAUGGCGCAUGCUCCAGUUAGGAGCCAGUCGAGGAAAUCAUCCCGUUCACACGCCUGCCUCUUGACUCGCUGUAAGGUGAAAUCUGGGUCAGUGUCAUCUGAUACGGCUAAAAUCCCAGUGAAUGGGUAUUAAAUGACGCACCGUCAUCAUCCCUAAAUAAGAGUUGUAUUAUGCAGAGGCGGACUGAGCUAAAUCCUGCUGCGGGUAAUGUUUGAGACUUAUUUUAAUCCACCAACUCCCCUGCGUCACACUCGCUGUGUCACUUUUUGCACUAGAACCUGGAUUUUGGUUAUGACUGUUUAAAGACUUCCUCCAAACCUUCAAUACUUCUGCCUCCCUAUUGGUAUCUGUAAACCAGCAAACAGCCGAGUCGAUACAGCAGUUUUUCUGGGGAAUUAGUCGAGAAGCUGUUGGAUGAGACAACUAUACUGCCCACCCCUACAACAGUGUUUCUAUCCACGAAUAAAAAACGACAUUCCAGCGGAAAGCAAUGAAAUCCUUCAUUCAGAGUUUCUGUGCUUAACUACAUAGUUUAAAACGAGUUCAAAUGUUUAAAUGUGUGGACCCAAAAAACCAGGAGUUUGUUGUCUGAAUGAUCUGGAAUGAUCUCUCUCUUUCUCCCCAGUCACGGAUCAUUCAGAAAUAUGCUGGCUGGAGAAGUUUUUGAGUAUUUUUGAUUCAUUUUCUGUGGAAAGUGAAUCAAGGAAAAACAGUUCUAUAAUGCAGUGGAUAAAGGAAACUAUUUGUAAUAUUAUGUCAUUAAAAACUAUUAAAGGAUAUUUCAAGGCAGGACUUGUGGUAGAACGGUGAACGUGGCUGGUGAAUUUUGAAAAUCGUCAGCGACUGGAGUCUAAGGUGAUUUUAUAAAGGAGACUUAAUGAAGAACAAGACUGAGCCAAUUCCUGCAGGACAUUGUCCGGCCCCAUAACCGUUUCCUUCAGCCUGACGCCCUGGCAGGCAUCAGAUGAUUGAGUCGUCUAUGACGGUUCCUGGAAACACACAGCAGACUUAAAUUUCCAGGUCUUCUUGAAACUCGUACAGAACCGCAGUUUAUAGAAUACACGGGGGUUAUGUACACACGCCUAUGCAUUUUUGUGGUUUGCGACAGACCCCUGAACAACUAACAUCCAGUAGAGACUGAGCCGACCGUCAAAGAACCCUUAACCAGAACCAUUAAGGAUGUUCCGCUGGCCACCAUAGACCUAAAGAUGAUGUGCUUUCGAAACGGUUGUUUCUCUGACCAACGCUCUCCCUUGGCCUCCUUUCUGCUCAGUCCAGCUCAUGGCAUCGUAUUCUGAAUCGGCAGACCUCCCACUGAGAGUGCAGUUUCAUCACUUGCCGUCGGCUCUCCGUCUGACCGACUGACCAAACGACUGACUGUCUGCUGUAACACCAGGCCAUGUGAUGUUUCCUGCAACUAAAUCCUGAGAAUAAAGAUUUUAUUA